AUGCAAAGUGAGGAUAAGAGAGUUGUUGAUUUAUACAUUCCAAGGAAAUGCGAGGCUACUAAUAAACUGAUUCAUCCAAAGGACCAUGCCUCUGUUCAUAUUAAUAUUGCUGAUGUUGAUGAAAAUGGAGUUAUCACUGGUACUUCUCAGAGCAUUACCAUCGGUGGAUAUAUGAGAAGGAGGGGAUAUGCUGAUUGCGCUCUAAACAGAUUAUUCCACGAUAAAGGGCUUUUGUCUUUCAAUAAAUAA
This is a messenger RNA of Moneuplotes crassus, 249 nucleotides long. The record is from the annotation of a GenBank genome assembly. Lineage: Eukaryota; Ciliophora; Spirotrichea; Euplotida; Euplotidae.